This is a messenger RNA of Colletotrichum destructivum, 1299 nucleotides long. RefSeq names its product Putative fatty acid hydroxylase. The transcript has a single exon. Gene Ontology annotation, biological process: sterol biosynthetic process. Gene Ontology annotation, molecular function: C-4 methylsterol oxidase activity; iron ion binding. Gene Ontology annotation, cellular component: endoplasmic reticulum membrane. Lineage: Eukaryota; Fungi; Ascomycota; Sordariomycetes; Glomerellales; Glomerellaceae. The coding region runs from base 271 to 1296 and encodes 341 amino acids. The record is from RefSeq and is a predicted model, not a curated record.
GUAAUAUCCAACGGGGCAGCCCCCCGUCACAUAAACAAUUGAAUUUCACCGCCGCGUUGUUGAUUCCGUUGCUGCGUUCGACUUUGGACAAGAUCAACACCUCGACUUCGAGCCGGCCACCGAACACAUCACCGGCCAGCUGCUUCAGUCGGAGGCUCGCUUAUACCCACCUCACUCAUUUCCGACUCUCUCACAACCGACUCACUUGCUCCAUCAAUAUUCGUCCAACACCACAGUUUUACGGGAUCGGCAACUGCAAAAUUCACCACCAUGGACAUCCUGCUCUCUCUCCCGAUCGUCUCCUACUUCCUUGCUCCUUCAGUAACAUCCUGGACAACCUCCCUCAACCUCCUCUUCUUCUACAUGACCUGGACGACCCUCGUCCUCUCCCACGGGCCCCUCAAGGUCCAACUUCUCGGCACCCUCGCCAUCCGCCUCGCCCUCUGGCUCCUCCCUUCCCUCGCCUUCCUCCUUUUCGACACCCUCAUCCCCUCCAUCGCGGAAUCCAUCAAGACCGCCGGCGCUUCCGCCAUCCCGCCCGCCCACGGCCCGACUCUCCUCAGGACCCUUCUCCUGGCCCUCUUCAACCUCGCUCUGUCCGCCGGUGUCGAGGGCGGCGUGAGUUUCGCCUACGCCUCCUGCUUCCACAAGCCACUCUUCCGCGCCUCCACCGCCCUGCCCCUGCCCUUCCAGCUCAUGAAGCACAUCGCGUUCCUCAUCGCCGCCCGUGAGGUCCUGACCUACUACAUCCACAUGCGCGUCCUCCACGCCCGCGCCGGCGGCCGUCUCUCGCGCUUCUCGCCAGCUCGUAUCGGCAGGCUCCACGACUCGUACGCCCACGCCCGCGACGCGCCGCCCUUCUCGUUGAUGCUCUUCGCCGACCACCCGCUCCCCUUCCUCCUGCACCGCGUUGUGCCAGGCUUCCUCCCGGCACUGGUCCUGCGACCGCACCUGUUGACGUACUUCCUGUUCGUCGGGCUCUGCACUGUCGAGGAGACAAUGGCCAUGUCCGGAUACAGCGUCAUCCCGGGGAUUGUGAUAGGCGGCAUCUCACGGCGGACGGCGAUCCACUACGCCGGCGGGGGACGCGGGAACUACGGCGCGUGGGGCGUGCUGGACUGGGCGCAUGGGACGAGCCGGGGACAGGACGUCGUCGACGACAUGCGCGCUGAGGCGGAGAAGCACCGCGUUAAAGAGAGGAGCGAGAAAGCCGCUAGCAGUGGGGCUGGUUUCGUGCAGACUGGGAUUCAGGAGUUCAGGAAGGAUCGAGGCCGUAAAGCGAAAAAGAGUGGUUGAACC